This is a messenger RNA of Lagopus muta (rock ptarmigan), 8768 nucleotides long. RefSeq names its product immunoglobulin like and fibronectin type III domain containing 1 (gene IGFN1). Gene Ontology annotation, molecular function: protein binding. The record is from RefSeq and is a predicted model, not a curated record. Lineage: Eukaryota; Metazoa; Chordata; Aves; Galliformes; Phasianidae. The transcript is spliced from 26 exons. Bases 463 to 7848 code for a protein of 2461 amino acids.
UGUGACAGCCUGCACCUACCAGAGGGGGGAGAGAUCAAGUGUGAGGGAGAGAGGCAGAAGGCGAGGCAGUGAGCAGCUGAGGAUCCCAGGGACCCGGUGCUGAUCCCACAGCUGAGCACGGACUGCAGGAGCUGCAGCUUCACCACUGAGCACACGGCAGAGAAGAGGGGGACCUUUAGGAAGUCGUGUGCAGGAGAGAAGGCUGGACGUGCUGCAGCCUCGUGGAGUUCCACAGAGAUUUCAGUAUCAUCUGUUUCACUAACAGAUUUCCUUGCAGAUUGCUAAUAUCUGUGACCAGGAGACCUCUUCAACUGCUAUGAAGAGUUCUGUGAUCUGAGGCAAUGAACCAACAGCUCCUGGGAGGAGCAGAAUCGAAUUAAAGCAGGAUCAGCUCAGAAGCUCGACCUCUAAGGAGGACCUGUAGUCUAUUUGUAUUGACCACAAGCAGCCAAGCAAAGCACCAUGACAACCCGUCCAGGAGUGAAAACUCUCCAGAAAUCUUCCAUCCGAGGAGUUCACAUUACCCAGUUUGUGGAUAAGAUUCCAAAAGGAUGCAGCACACCGGACUUUGAGCGGAAACCUGUCAGUCUAACGUUGCAGGAAGGUAAAAAUGCCAUAUUCAGAGCUGUGGUCAAGGGUGUCCCUGCCCCUGAGGUGAAAUGGAAACGUGCAAAAGGAGAAAUAAAUGAUCCUGCCAAAUAUCUGAUGUUCUACAGUCCAGCUACAAGCGAACACAUUCUGCAGAUAAAUAAAAUCACUGCAGGUGACUCUGAUUUGUACCGUUGCUUUGCUGUAAAUGAAUAUGGGGAAGCUUCAUGUUCUGCUGGCCUCAGGAUCAUACAAGUUGGCUUUAAGAGGAAAGCAAACUACGUUACUGGCCAUCCUGCUGAAGAAUUGAAAAAGAGUCUUCAGGACCUCAAGAAGACGCUGAAGAAGCGGGCUCCACUACCAAAACAAAAAGUACUGGACAAGGAUGCGGUCUUCCAACUGUUACUGCAUGCAGAUAAGAAAGAUUAUGAGAGAAUCUGUAUCAAGUAUGGAAUUUCUGACUUCCGUGGCAUGCUGAGAGCGCUGCAGGAUUUGAGGAAGGAUACGGAGAAUGAACAAGCAAAGUUAAUUCACAGUAUCAAAUACAUGGAACACAUUAAGGUCAACAAGGAUGGAAGUGCUUCGUUUACUGUGGAGAUGGACCUGAAAAGUGCUAGCAGCAACAUUUAUCUGCUUAAGGAUGGUGAGAAGGUCCGUUAUGGAACUGGGGAUGAAUACAGAAAGUAUUACCUUAGACAGAUUGGAAAGAGGUAUCAUUUUAUUGUCAACGAUGUGCAUCCAGAAGAUGCAGGCUUGUAUCAAGUCAAAGUGGAGGAUGUACCUAUUUUCUCAACUGAGCUGGACGCUGAAUCCAUCCCUGUGAGAUUUCAGAAGCCGCUCAGCGAUCUGCAUUGUCACGAGGACGAAGAUGUUGUGUUUGAUUGUGUCCUGCGCACUCCCUGCUUUGAUGCUGUGUGGUUGCAUAAAGCCCAUCCCCUCGAGGCAAGUGAGAAGCACCAGAUCUCUGUGAGCCCCGAUGGUCUGAACCACCAGCUUAUCAUCAAAAAUGCUGUGACCACUGACAGCGGCUUGUACACCCUCGACACUGGACUCUGCUCCUCCAGGGCUUGGCUUCUUGUAGAGCAUGUCAGAGAGGCAAAGAUACAGGAUGAGGAACAUGAAAAAUCUGACCAUCAGAAGGGAACGCCAGAUAAAGGCAGAGCCAAGAGGCUUAAACAUGGAGAGUAUGUUGGCGAUGAAGAUCAUCCUAUGGAUGCUGGCAUGAAAAGAGGGGGCUGGCACAGGAGUGACCACGGCGGCGGUCAAGGCUACUCCCCUGAUGCUGAUGGAGAAUUUAAACUUUUAGGAAAAGAAGGGCUGCACAAAAUUGGAGAUGAAAUCGUGGGGCCUGGGCAGUUUGCUAGAGAAGAGGACACUGGAUUAAAAUUUGGAGAAGACAAAGUUGGAUUGAGGCAUGUACAGAGUCAGGGUUCUAUGUCAGGCAGAGGAGAUACUGAUGAUGGAUUAGGAGGAGGAACUAAAUCUCAUUCUGUAGAUGGUAGACAUGAUAGCAUGUUAGGUGCAGCUGAUGUUGACAUGGGUGAUGCAGAAGGUGCGAACUCUUGGCAUGACAAGAAUACUAAACUAGGUGAUGCUAGUUCUGGAGCUGCCUUUGGUGGUAUGAAGAGUUUAGAUGCCACUGAUGGAAGUUCUGUGUCAGGUGGAAUCAAUCUUGGUUCAGCCAGAAUGGGAGGUGCGCAUUCUGUCUAUAGCAAGGAUGGUCUGCCUGCUGCAGUUGAUAUGAAUGCAGUCAGUAUAAACAGAGAAGGAGAAAUAGGGUCUCCCUACAGCAAAGGCAACCUGUUAGUUGAUGCUGGUGGUCAUGUAGGUCAGGCGGGAAUGUCUGGCUUGCUGUAUGGUGCAGGUGGUGUUCCAGCUGGAGAUGGGGGCAGGCCUGGUGCAGGUGGCAGCUUUGUAGGAGAAAUGGAGGUUUUAUACGGUCCAGAUGGUCUGCCAGUUGGGGCAGGUGUUGAUGCUAAAAGGGGGGAUCUGUAUGGUAAGCACGGUCAGUCAAGUGAACCUUAUGGAAAGGAUGGUUUACCAGCAGGAAUGGAAGCAGGGCUUGGUGGUGCUGGUUUGGAAGGUGCCGGCUCUAUGUAUGGAAAGGGUGCAGCUGGUGCAGCUGGUGCAGCUGGUGCAGCUGGUGCAGCUGGUGCAGCUGGUGCAGCUGGUGCAGCUGGUGCAGCUGGUGCAGCUGGUGCAGCUGGUGCAGCUGGUGCAGCUGGUGCAGCUGGUGCAGCUGGUGCAGCUGGUGCAGGGCAAUUUGGGCCGUUAUAUGGAAAAGAUGGACUCCCAGCUGGGGCUGUCAUUGGUGGCACUGGUGCAGGGGGAGUUGGGUCUCCAUUUGGGAAGGAUGGUCUCCCUGCUGGGGCUGGUGUUGGUGCUGCAGGUUUAGCUGGUGUUGGUGCUGCAGGUUUAGCUGGUGCAGGGGGAGUUGGGUCUCCAUUUGGGAAGGAUGGUCUCCCUGCUGGGGCUGGUGUUGGUGCUGCAGGUUUAGCUGGUGUUGGUGCUGCAGGUUUAGCUGGUGUAGGGGGAGUUGGGUUUCCAUAUGGGAAGGAUGGUCUCCCAGCUGGAGCUGGGGCUGGUGCUGCAGGUUUGGCUGGUGCAGGUGGAGUUGGGAUUCCAUUUGGGAAGGAUGGUCUCCCAGCUGGAGCUGGUGUUGGUGCUGCAGGUUUGGCUGGUGCAGGUGGAGUUGGGAUUCCAUUUGGGAAGGAUGGUCUCCCAGCUGGAGCUGGUGUUGGUGCUGCAGGUUUAGCUGGUGCAGGGGGAGUUGGGAUUCCAUUUGGGAAGGAUGGUCUCCCAGCUGGGGCUGGUGUUGAUGGUGCAGGUUUAGCUGGUGUUGGUGGUGCAGGUUUAUCUGGUGUUGGUGCUGCAGAUUUAGCUGGUACCGGGGGAGUUGGGUCUCCAUUUGGGAAGGAUGGUCUCCCUGCUGGGGCUGGUGUUGGUGCUGCAAGUUUAGCUGGUGUUGGUGCUGCAGGUUUAGCUGGUGCAGGGGCAGCUGGGUCUCCAUAUGGGAAGGAUGGUCUCCCAGUUGGAGCUGGGGCUGGUAUUGGUGCUGCAGGUUUAGCUGGUGUUGGCGGUGCAGGUUUAGCUGGUGCAGGGGCAGCUGGGUCUCCAUAUGGGAAGGAUGGUCUCCCAGCUGGAGCUGGAGCUGGUGUUGGUGGUGCAGGUUUAGCUGGUGUAGGGGGAGUUGGGUUUCCAUAUGGGAAGGAUGGUCUCCCAGCUGGAGCUGGGGCUGGUGCUGCAGGUUUGGCUGGUGCAGGUGGAGUUGGGAUUCCAUUUGGGAAGGAUGGUCUCCCAGCUGGAGCUGGUGUUGGUGCUGCAGGUUUGGCUGGUGCAGGUGGAGUUGGGAUUCCAUUUGGGAAGGAUGGUCUCCCAGCUGGAGCUGGUGUUGGUGCUGCAGGUUUAGCUGGUGCAGGGGGAGUUGGGAUUCCAUUUGGGAAGGAUGGUCUCCCAGCUGGGGCUGGUGUUGAUGGUGCAGGUUUAGCUGGUGCAGGGGCAGCUGGGUCUCCAUAUGGGAAGGAUGGUCUCCCAGUUGGAGCUGGGGCUGGUGUUGGUGCUGCAGGUUUAGCUGGUGUUGGUGCUGCAGGUUUAACUGGUGCAGGUGGAGUUGGGAUUCCAUUUGGGAAGGAUGGUCUCCCAGCUGGAGCUGGGGAUGGUAUUGGUGCAGGUUUAGCUGGUGUAGGGGCUGUUGGGUCUCCAUAUUUAACAGAUGGUCUCCUGGCUGGGGCUGGUGUUGGUGCUGCAGGUUUAGCUGGUGCAGGUGGAGUUGGAUCUCCUUUUGGGAAGGAUGGUCUCCCAGCUGGGGCUGGAGCUGGGGCUGGUGUUGAUGGUGCAGGUUUAGCUGGUGCAGGGGGAGUUGGGUCUCCAUUUGGGAAGGAUGGUCUCCCAGCUGGAGCUGGGGCUGGUAUUGGUGCAGGUUUAGCUGGUGUUGGUGCUGCAGGUUUAGCUGGUGCCGGGGGUGUUGGGUCUCCAUAUGGGAAGGAUGGUCUCCCAGCUGGGGCUGGUGUUGGUGUAGCAGGUUUAGCUGGUGCAGGGGCAGCUGGGUCUCCAUAUGGGAAGGAUGGUCUCCCAGCUGGGGCUGGUGGUAGUAUAGCUGGUGUAAGGGACGCUGGCUCUUCCUAUGGAAAAGAUGGUCUCUCAGCAGCAGCUGGGUCAGGAGCCACUCAUUUUCCUUCAGGAGGCGAAGAAGUGGUGGGAUCUCACCAUGGUCGGGAUGCUAUGCUGGGCAGAGCUCAAGGGUCUCUGGGUGGAGCAGGAGGAGCUGCCUUAUCCUCAGUAGGUGGGGGUGUUGGUGGCUCUGCCAUACGAGGUGCUGGAUCUGCACAUGGGUCAGCUGGAUCCAGGGCUGGGGAAAGCGGUGCUAGCAGACUGGGAGGCGAUGGGAGUGAGUUGUACUCAGUCCAUGGUAAAGAAGGUAUGGUUGGUGCUGUUGGAAAGGCUGGUGAGUAUGGGCUGGACUCACGUGCUGGCAAAUCUCCAUAUGGUGAAGCUGGGAAGGGGACUGCCAGUGAUUUGAGAGGAUCAGAGCACAAAGGUUCAUCCCACGACAGAGAAUCACUUUCCGGUCAAGGUGAUGCUAGGGCUGAGGCCAGGGAUUUAGGACAGUCAGGCUCUCCUUAUGACAGGGAUUCCUCCUUUGGAGGUGCAGAGGGCAAAUUCCACGAUAAAUUGUUUAGUGGGUGGAAGCCAGGUAUUCUCAGUCAAAGUUCACAGGGUUCUGAUCAGAUGUCAGCCCUUCAUGGUGGUCCUUCAGUAAGCCAGAGAAAACAGGGACCUAGCCUUGAUAUUAAAGCAGGUGAUUUCUUGAAGAGUACAGAAAGUACAGAAAACAGAAGACGUCGUCACCUGGAUGAUCUGAAAGCUCCACGCUCUCGUGUCAACAAGCAGUUAGCUGAUGUCAGAGUCCUGAAAGGGGAACCAACUGAGCUGUCGUGUGCUGUCAAUAGACACGACUUAACAGGAACCUGGUUUAAGGAUGGGUUAAAGUUAACAAGCAUGGAAGGAGUCACUUUGGAGAAGGAAGGUCUAGUCCACAAACUCAUUAUUAGCAAAGUAGAAGACAUUCAUGCUGGGAAGUAUAGGUUUGAAGCUGGAGAUAUAAAAACUGAAGCUUCAAUUUUUGUUGAAGAUCCUCCACAGGUGAACGAAAUUCUCCUAAAAAACUUAAUGAGCGUUCCUACUGUGGCCAAGGCAGGGGAGAAAGUUGUGAUCAAGAUCCCUUUUGAGGGCCGGCUUCCAGUCAGAGCAAUGUGGCUAAAGGACAAAAUAGAACUGGGAGAUGACUCAAGGAUUCGUGUUGAUAAAACAGACACCUUCACCAUGCUGUCCAUCUCCAAUGCAGAGAGAAAGGACUGUGGGGAUUACAAAGUCAGGCUGAAGAAUGACAGUGGAAUCCUGGAUAUUGACCUAAAGGUUGAGGUAAUAGACAAGCCACAGCGACCUGCAGGACCCCUGAAAAUUGUAGAAAGCUCUGCCAAUGAUGUCACCAUUCAGUGGAAUCCCCCGAAAGAUGAUGGGGGCAAACCAGUACAAAACUAUAUUAUUGAGAAACAGCAGGUGGGCAAGAGUGACUGGGUGACUCUGGGAGAAACCCCCAGGAGCUGCACCACGUUCACUACCAGCAAAGUGGAACAGGACAUGAGUUACUACUUCAGAGUGAGAGCUGUGAAUGCAGAGGGAAGCAGCGAUGCACUGGAAUCAAAUGAGGUGGUGACAAUCAGUAAAGCUACACCUGGUGCCCCAGAUCCUCCCGAGAUCGUUGGUGUCAGCAAAGACACCAUCACAAUAUCCUGGAAAGCACCUCGGAAAUCUGGGAGCUCCCGAAUUUCGGGGUACAUCGUUCAGAAACGCAAGAUGGGCAGCGUGACCUGGGUGCCAGUCAACAGCGUGCCCAUAGCAGACAAGAAGCUGAAAGUAACUGAUCUCAAGAAGGGUCUGCAAUAUGAAUUUUGUGUGGCAGCUGUCAAUGCUUCUGGUAUGGGAGAUAUCAGUGCACCAUCACAAGCUGCCUUUGCUCGGGACUCCACAAAACCUCCAGGUAAAGUGAGGGACCUUAAGAUGGCCAUCAGUGACAGCAGCAGUGUCACCUUGACCUGGAACGUACCUGAAGCAGAAGAGGGAAGUGGUGCGAAAGGCUACGACGUGGAGAUGCGGUCUGCCAACAGCCUCAGCUGGACCAAAUGCAACAUUUUUCCUAUAGAAACGACCACUUACAAAAUUAAAGGCCUGCAAACCAAGGAGACGUACUUCCUACGUGUGAGAGCCAUCAAUGACUGUGGCCCAGGAGAAGCCACAGAGCUUGAAGCUUUCACUGAAGUCGUUCGUCCCGUUGUUUUUCCCAGGUUCAUAAUAGACAAAACAGUGAAAAAUUUCCUGCUUAUAAAAGCAGGAAAUGCCAUUCGAGUGAAUAUUCCUUUUGAGGCACCUCCAGAUUCUGUGUUGACCUGGUUAAAGGAUGGAGCUUCUCUUCCAAGCCGUGCUAAAAUAAGCACCCAGGAUGGUACCUCCCAGCUGCUGAUUAAAGCAGCUGAGUUCACUGACAGUGGCAUCUAUACUGUCGAGCUCACGAGUGGGACAGGGAAAAGAGAAACAUUCAGCUUCCGAGUUCAAGUUACGGAUAUCCCACAACCACCUGGACCUAUUGAACUGAGAGAGAAUGUGCCAAAUAUAGUGACAGUAACCUGGGAGCCAUCAACAUCUGAGAAAUGGGAAAGCAAUCUCUACUACACAGUCAUGAAACGCGAAUCACAGAAGGGCAUGUGGCACGUGGUGGGUGACCUGAUCUACACCAACAAGUUCACGUACACCAGUGUGAUCCCAGGCAGGGAUUACUACUUCAGGGUGGUGGCAAAAAAUUACUUGGGAUCCAGUCGUCCAUCCGACACUGCGCAGCCUUGGAGAAUUCGAAAACAAAAGGCUGACGUUCAAGUCAGACCACAGAGGUACAAGGGAGUAAAUCAGAACCAGCCUCCACGAUUCCUCGUCCCCCUGAAGCCUCACGUGGUGAUCGCUGGCACCGAGUGCCGCAUGAGCUGUGCGGUUGGAGGCCACCCACCCCCCAAAAUCACGUGGUACAAAGAUGGCAGAGACCUCUCCAACAAUCCUUGCUACUUUGGCACAAACAACUUUGGUGUCUGCUCCCUGGUGAUCUUCGGUGCUUCCAAGGCUGAUGAAGGUGACUACAUGGUUGAAGCCACCAAUGAUUUGGGCCAUGCUUUCAGCAAAGCCUCCCUCAUUGUUAAAGACUCCUGCCUGUGACAGGACCUUCCUGAAACCUCCUCUGCACUCCAGUGUGAACAAGGUUUUCUCUGAGCACUGGCCCUGCACAAAGGCUACGUGUCUGUUUUCAGAUGUGCAAUAUAGUCUGAGUGCUUUUUCAGAUCCAGUAGUUGCAUUUUGAACAGGAUGCUGCAUCGUAGUCAAAACGGUGGGGAAAAGCUUUGGGAAUUGUGUGAUCCUGAUUUUCUUCUACGACCUUUAAAAUACAAAUGAGAAGCUUCCGAAACUCAGAAGAUGAGAGGGAAAAACAAUUGGCCAAAAUGAGACUUUGCGUGGAGAAGACAGGUGUGAGACCAUCUCACCUCUCACUGCUGGGGCUGCUGGCUUUAUCUGUGUAAGAGCAAUUCUCAGACAGGGCAACAUGAGCCUGUGCUACUGGCAGUGAAAGUGGGUGGACAAGAAUGAAUGGAAAUCUAGACCCAGUUGUAUCUGCGUGAGCAGAUCAGCUACAAAAAAGGAUGUGGCAGUGCUGAGCUGCCACGUUCACGUCACCUUUGAAACGUAGCUGUCCCUGCCUCGUGGCAUCCCUAGAGUAUUACUGCUUAAUGCUAAAAGAGGUUAAAAAUCUUUCAUGUUUGACCAGAAGUACGAAGUACAACCAAAGGUCCUCUGCUAUGGCUGGAGGAUUCCAUCACUGAAUGGAGAAUGAGACUGGAAAGCCAAAACGUGCUGGUGACCACACAGUGCCUUGGAGCUUUGGCACCACGACAGUUUCUGUGACAGCAUCUCAGAGAAUAGGAGAGUCUUAAAGCCACUGGGUCCUCAGACAGCCAGUGCAACAUUUAUAUGGGGCUGAAAUGUUUUUUGGUUAUAUUUUGUACAAUGUUGUACAGAUGUAGGAACAGCAGAUCGUUACAUUAAACAGUUGUUCAGUAAAAUUACAGUGUUUCAGUGUAAAA